This is a messenger RNA of Colletotrichum orchidophilum, 1137 nucleotides long. RefSeq names its product 2OG-Fe(II)oxygenase. The transcript has a single exon. Gene Ontology annotation, molecular function: dioxygenase activity. Lineage: Eukaryota; Fungi; Ascomycota; Sordariomycetes; Glomerellales; Glomerellaceae. The record is from RefSeq and is a predicted model, not a curated record. Bases 1 to 1137 code for a protein of 378 amino acids.
AUGAGUACCAUGACUCUCUCAUGUGAACCGGCGACGACCUUGCUACAUUUGGCGUCCGGAAACGGGCCGGUGACCCGUCUCAUCCUUCAGAAUCCGCUCCGCGAUGCUCUUCCCACCGAGAUCCCAGUCAUCGACGUCUCGCUAGCUUUCAGUUCCGAGCUCACAGACCGACGGUCCGUAGCACAGCAGAUCCGGGAGGCUGCCAUGACUUCCGGCUUCUUCUACGUGACCAACCACGGUAUCGCCUCUUCAGUCACCGAUUCUGCUCAUGCUGCCUGCCUAGAAUACUUCCGCCAGGAUGAAGAGACCAAGAUGCGCUCAUGGGUCGGCAACAGUCGCUAUUUCAACGGCUACAAGCCCCCUGGAUCCCAGCGGAUCAACAAGUCAGAAAGCGUCGAUGUCCGUGAGUCUUUCAGCUGGACCUACGACCCUCGCCAUGAUCCCGCCGUGGCCGACGUUGAAGCCAUUCCAGAAGAGGCGAGACGGCUUUUGCGGAUUGAAGACUUUCACUGGGAUGGCACCGCCAAUAAGCCGCACUUCAAAGAAGCUAUCAUUCGGUACUGGCAAUCCUGUUUGAAGCUCGCCCACGUGCUGGUUCGUUCCUUUGCGCUGUCUCUCGACCUGCCUGAGGAUUACUUUGACGCAAAGUUCGCGUACCCCGAUGCAGCGUUAGCACUGAAUUACUACCCUCCUCUCCUCAGCUCCUCGGCCGCUGUCGAUUCAGACACCAGCAAAAUAGUUUCCAUAGGCUCACACACAGACUUUCAGCUUUUCACCAUCCUAUGGCAAGACUCAGUAGGGGGUUUACAGGUGUUGAAUCGCCAGGGGCAAUGGAUUAGGGCAACACCGAUUCCGGGAACAUUCGUCGUCAACAUUGCCGACUACCUACAACGCAUCACAAAUGACCUCUACGUCAGCACAGUGCAUCGGGCCCAAAACUUGAGUGGAGAGGAGCGCAUCAGUAUGCCCUUCUUUUUCGGUUUUGGACUGCACGAGAGCUGCGGUGUCAUUGACACGUGCGUGGAGGAAGGGGAGAAGCCAAAAUACGAAGAGAUUGGUUGCGAAGCUUGGGUCCAACGGAGAGCUCGGGCGAUGCACCAGAUAGAGUCUGAUGACGAAAAUGACCGUGCUCAGUGA